AUAUUCAUCCCUACCAACUUACAUUAACAAUUAAAAGGGUCUAUUCUGUCUAACAAAAAUAAAGAUUCAAUAUUUCUACCAUGAAAAACAGGUAACGAAUGAUAACAUUUCAUUCCAGAAAAAUCCAUUAAUUUACAUAACAAUUAGCAAAUUUAAUCAAAUUCAAUAACCCUUUUCCCCAAAAUUUCCCCCAUUUUUAUAGAUGGGAAGAUCUUUGCCCUGCACAUCAGGCUUGAAGAAUUUUGCAAGAUUAAUCUCAUCAGAAAGAUUCAUCCCACCAAUACAAGUAAAACCCACUUUAAACAACAAAGUUUCUGUAUCAAUUUCAAAGUCACCCAAACAACCCACAAAAGUUACCCGAGUUGACUCAGCUCAACUCAGUCAAAAGAUGGAGAGUAACUCGGUGACCCAGACCCGAGUUCCCUUAGGGGAAGUUGUAUCUGAUUGUGUGAAAAGGUGGUUUCAAGAUACACUUAAGGACGCCAAAGCUGGUGAUAUUUCUAUGCAGAUUUUGGUGGGUCAAAUGUAUAAUAGUGGUUAUGGUGUUCGUAAGGAUACUGAAAAAGGGCGUACUUGGAUUAUGAAAGCUUCAAAAAACAGGUCCUCUGCGUGGAAAGUGAGGGAUAAACAACCAGGUUACAAUGUAAGUGACUCAGAGUCGCAAGAUCUAAAGGAUACGAGGAGCUAAAUGCAACUUUAUAUUAACAGUAUAAGGAGGAUAACAAUGCCGGGUGGUCUCGUCGUUUUCAAGCAGAUCAGGUUCCAAUAUUUGUUUAGUUGCUUGUUGCACUGCUCCUAACUUCACUACUCAUAAUCUAUUUUAAGCCCAUUACAUAUAAAUUGUCGAAUCUAUGAUCGAUCGAAUAUACAUGUACUCAUAGACCUAUUAAGCAUGUACCUUUUUUGUUCACAAAGAAUACUUUUCAUUAAAUCAGUCGAGGUUUUAUAGUCGGAAUAUUGUCACCCUUGUUGAUGUAACUUCAACUUCUGAAAUUUUUUGCUUAGUAUUGAUUUUUUCCAGAAAAAAUUAUGUUUCUGGACAAGA
Molecule: messenger RNA, 1045 nt
Organism: Amaranthus tricolor (Joseph's coat)
Lineage: Eukaryota; Viridiplantae; Streptophyta; Magnoliopsida; Caryophyllales; Amaranthaceae
Exons: 4
Coding region: 203-688 (161 amino acids)
Molecular function (GO): protein binding
Source: RefSeq, a predicted model, not a curated record